Molecule: messenger RNA, 1767 nt
Organism: Rosa chinensis
Lineage: Eukaryota; Viridiplantae; Streptophyta; Magnoliopsida; Rosales; Rosaceae
Product: pentatricopeptide repeat-containing protein At1g12300, mitochondrial
Exons: 1
Coding region: 1-1767 (588 amino acids)
Molecular function (GO): protein binding
Source: RefSeq, a predicted model, not a curated record
AUGCCUUGUUCUUAUUCGUAUUGUACCACAAGAGGUAUGCUAUUUCUUAACUCUACCAGUCUUGUUGCUUUGCUUCAUUCUCAAUCCUCAAACCCAAGCAAAUGUAGAGAAACCCAGCUAGGAAAUGGGCCCUCAAAGCCCAGAGUGAGUAGUGUUGAGGACGUCUUGAAGGUGUUCGAUGAAAUGCUUCACAGGCGUCCUCUGCCGUCUGUUGUCCGCUUCAAUCAACUCUUGGGCCAACUUGCCAAACAGAAACACUAUUCUGCAGUCCUCUCUUUGAAUAGGCAAAUGGGUCUCAUCGGAAUCUCUUCUGAUGCUUACACUCUAACCGUUGUCAUCAAUUGCUACUGCCAUUUGAACCAAAUGGGGUUUAGUUUGUCUAUCUUGGGACAAUUCUUUAAAUUGGGUCUUCAACCAAGUGUCUUCACCUUCAACACCCUAAUCAACGGAUUUGUUCUCGAGAAUCAAGUGGCUGAGGCAGCACGACUUUUCAGCAAAAUGGUGGAGCAAGGUAACUGUCCGCCGGAUGUAGUUACUUUCAACACACUAAUAAAGGGCUUUUGCUUGAUGGGAAACAACAGGGAAGCUAUUCAGUUACUUGGAAAGAUGGAAGAAAGAGGAUGCAAGCCUAACAUAGUUGCCUAUAGCACCAUCAUCGACAGUCUUUGUAAGGAUACACUAGUUGAUGAAGCGUGGAACCUCUUAUCAGAAAUGAUUGCUGCAGGUAUUGCUCCAGACGUUGUUACUUACACUUGUUUGAUUCAAGGAGUUUGCAAUAUAGGCCGGUGGAAAGAAGCUACAAGGUUGUUGAAUGAAAUGGUGAGUCAAAAUAUCUUUCCGAAUCUCCUCACCUUCAAUGUCUUGGUUGAUGCACUUUGUAAGCAGAGAAUGGUCGCGGAAACCAAUAGUGUCAUUGAGAUGAUGAUUCAAAGAGGAAUUGAACCUAACAUGAUUACAUACAAUUCCCUUAUGGACGGUUACUGUUUGCGAGGAGAAAUGGACGAGGCGAAACAAGUUUUUGAUCUUAUGAUUAGCAAGGGCUCCAUGGUUGAGGUUCAGAGUUGUAACAUAUUGAUUAACGGAUAUUGCAAGGGUAAAAUGAUCGAUAAGGCUUACAAUAUUUUCAGGGAAAUGCCUCUUAGGGGUCUUGUUCCUGAUAUCAUUACUUAUACCACUCUUAUUGAUGGCUUUUGUAAAGCGAGGAGACUACAAGAAGCAGAAAAGUUGUUCUCCGAGAUGCAAGGUUGUGGCCAACAUCCAAAUAUUCGAACUUAUGCUGUUUUACUUGACGCCCUAUGUAGCAACCAGCAACUUUCAAAGGCAAUAGAAUUGCUUAGAGAGAUGAAGGACAAGAAGUUGGAACUAAAUAUUGUAGUUUACACUAUUAUCAUUGAAGGUUUGCUGAAAGCUGGGAAAGUUGAAUCUGCAACAGAGGUCUUCUCUAGUUUGUCAUCAAAAGUAGUUCAGCCUAAUGUGUGGACAUACAAUGUCAUGAUUACGGGACUUUGUAACGGUGGCCUCUUAGUUGAAGCGGAAAAGUUGUUUAGAGAAAUGGAACAAAAGGGCUGUUCUGCUGACGGCUGGACCUAUAACUCAAUUAUCCGGGGGUUUAUCAAUAAUAAUGAAGCAUCAAGGGCUAUGGGACUUAUUCAAGAAAUGGUCGAGAGGGGUUUCUCUGCAGAUGCAUCAACUACGGAGUUAAUAGUUAAUUUAUUGUCUAAGGAUAGAGUAGAUCCCUCUUUGUUGCCAUUGUUGAAAAAUUCAUGA